GCAGGUACAAUCAAAACACUGAUGAUUAAAAAAGUUGUCCAUAAGCUAAUCUGUCUGUGAACGCAAUGCAAGCAUAUUUAUUACUCAAGCAAAAUUUCAAGUUCCUUGCCGUUUGCACUUGUCUACUGACCGUUGUAUUUUUGUAUGCAUUUAUAUUAUUCUGGAAUCCUUAUCAACCUAGCACGUGUUUGGGGCUAACAUCUAUUAACUAUUUAUCGGAAGGUAUUCCUCACAGUCAGAAAGAUGGAAGUUUAUUCAUGAAUUCAGCAUCAACUUUACCUUUUCUUGUCAAUGAACUGAUGCGCAUUAAUCACUCUGUGCAUAAUGAGUUGAUUGAUUUGCAUCAACGGCGUAAAGAAUUAGUGGAUACCAAUACCAUUCUCCAAAAUCGAGUUGAACGUCUACGAUCUGCUCUUGUGGAGCAUUCAAGGCAAAUAAUGCGUCUUACAGUCACUUUGGAUUCUUAUCAGCAGAAAAUUUCGGAUAUUACUAAGUCAUCAACUGUGUUUUAUCAUAAAUGGCCACUUUUUCAAGUUCAGUUUGGUGAAGAAAAUGACUAUCAUACUAAAAUUGUAAAUUCAGAUAAAUUCUGUACUAUAGAAUCAUGUAUUAAUUGGGAUCGCUGUCGUGGUACCAGAUUUCUGCAAUUUUGCACUGAUCCAUCUGUCUUCACCAGUUCAAAAUGGCCUCAAGAAUUAUUUCGAAGUUCUCCCCACUUUACUGCAAGUUGUAAUGGUAAAGGAUCUGCGUGUUUAAAAUUAGUGGUUGGUAGUGAAGGGAUUGAAAAAUGUGUUGUCGAAUCUAAGAUUAUUACAGCGAACUCACCAACUUGUAUUGUAUUAUUCUCCGAUUCUUCAGAACUCGACAAAGUUUAUCAGAAAUACAAUUAUUCAGCUAGUCAUUUCAACUUUAUCUUGGUGGCUUAUUCGUUUCCUCCGAAUAAAUUUCGACGUGGGUUCGAUUUCUUGCUUCCGAUAAAUUGCGAUAUUUUGCAUAAAUAUUCGCACAAGAUUUGCCUUAGUGAUGCACCUUUGCGUUUACUACCGGGCAGACGUUCAGUGUUGCUUGGAUUUGAAGUUGGCAUAUUAUUUAGAAAUCAUAUUAAAACUCAGUUUUCAACUUUGGACAGUUGGAUAAUUGAACAUCUAGAGCUACUGUAUAAACGAAGUCACAGGAGGAAUGAAACAAACUCUGUCAUUUCCAUAUCGAUUCAUCAGACAACUGAGAAACAGAAGAAUUGUUGGUCAAAUAAAUAUAAGGAGUUUCUUUUACGAAACUUGCUACUGGAUACUGAUUGGUUCCCUUGUGAGGGUGCAUCAUCAAAUAAGAGUAUUCAGUGCUGCUUCAUAAAUCAACAUUUGGAUUAAUAAUGACUACUUCUGGAAAUUCAUAUAUGAGUUUGGGGGUAAGAGUGCAGCUAAUCAUAUGUUUAGCUAAUGGUGCGAUCCCUGUCUUCCUUGGAAAUAAUGACCUAUACUAUGAUGAAGCAAUUGAUGCACAAUUGAUAUCUAAGGCUGUCCUACGUGUUCCUAUACCUCGAAUUGAAGAACUUCCAGUCCUACUUCAGUCUCUCUCUGAAGCACACAUCGUUGAAAUCCGCCGACAG
Messenger RNA from Heterobilharzia americana, 1606 nucleotides. The record is from the annotation of a GenBank genome assembly. Lineage: Eukaryota; Metazoa; Platyhelminthes; Trematoda; Strigeidida; Schistosomatidae.